CAUGCUCUCUCUCUCUCUCUCUCUCUCUCUCUCCCUCCCUCUCUCUCUCUCUCUCUCUGCAUCCUCCUCACACAUGAUCCAGCAGCAUCCAUCUCUCCGGAUGCGAUGCCCACCACAGCCGCCUGAUCCCCGCCUGGUCGCGGCUUCAUCACCAGGAUAAUGCAGAGCGGAGGGAUUGUGAAGACAUGAGCACAUCGAACAGAUGUCGAUGGACUCAUUCAACGCCGUAGAGCUCCGGGAGCUGCGGGGUGGAGGAGGUCGACGAGGCGUGUCCCCGACGCCGGCCUCAGCAUCCCGGACAGUCUCCGGCGCCGCCCGGGGCUUUGAGAACGCCUCCUACCAGCAGGACGAGGAACAUGACCACCAGCAGCAGCAGCAGCAGCAGGCGGCGGCCAAUUGUCCGCCCUCAACUUCAGGCAACAGCAAGGGGGAGCAGCAGCACCAGGAGAUCUCUCCACGCUCAUACGAUGAGGAGGAAGGAGCAGGUGGAGGACAGGAGGAGGGCCAAGACUUCAACCCAGCUGACGACCACUCUGCGGACUACGGUUUUAUCUUCGCCCUGGUGUUCCUGGUGAGCGGAAUCGUCCUCGUGGUGAUCGCCUACACAAUCCCCCGAGAGGCCAAAGUCGACCCGGACUCUGUGUCGGCACGCCAGAUGGAGAAGCUGGAGAUGUACUACGCCCAGCUGGGCUCCCACCUGGACAAGUGCAUCAUCGCGGGUCUGGGCUUGCUGACCCUGGGGGGGAUGUUCCUGUCUGUCCUGCUCAUGGUGUCCAUCUGCCGGGGAGAGAUGUACAGACGCAGGGCGGCGUUUGUUCGACCCAAGAGGACUUACGGCUCCAUCAGCUUGAGGAUGAAGCAGCUGGCAACUGGAGAGGCAGUAGGAGGCGAGGGCGGGGACGGAGGAGGGGAGUUUUUGGUCGAACAUGCAGACACGAGGAAUAAUAUACAGCCAGAUCCAAGCCGGGACUCCAAAUCAGAACCAGGACCAAGCAGGCAUCCUCCUCCAGCUGCUUCUUCUUCUUCGUCUUCUUCAGCUGCUGCACAUGGAGUCGACUAGCCGUUCUUUACUUUCACUCUGCAGCUGUGAGUGAGCACUCAGUUGCAAAAUGGGGAUGCAAAAUGGUGCAGGUCCCCCUCCCCAUUUGUGCUGACAGGAGAAGCACAUCUCGAGCACAAGGCUCUCUGCUGGAGCGACCCAGCAUUUUGGGAUGAACGUAAGUUUAUGGGACAUUUAUUCUAACCAAUCAUAAAAGGGAUGUAUUACUUAACAAAAGAGGGCUCGACCCAGUAGAAGAAGAGAGGUAAGCUUAUGCCGGUUUGGAAAAGAGCACAUUUGGAGAUGAAUGGUUGUAUAGCAAAGAUCUAAUAUAAAUCAUAGUAUGUUAAUCAGAGUUUUACAAGAAAAAGAAAGCACAUUGCGUCCGGCAGCCCUGGAGGUUUGUCGCCACUGCAGAAAGUAAGAUUAACACUUUAUUUAUGAAGUCCAGCUUCGAUUCCCGACUCAGUCAGGUGAACAAAAGAUUUAAAUCUCAUUAAGCUUAACACAGACAUUAAACAUCAACCUCGUCUGCUGCUGUGAAUAUCACUGCACAGGAAAUGAGGUGUCGUACUGGACUGUCUAAAUAAAGUCUGAUGGAAAGCCUGAUGCUAGCUCUCGCACAGAUAAACAGAGGCAACAUAAAGUAAUUCUUCUGUUGUGGCAUUUACACACACACACACACACACACACACACACACACACACACACCACCAGCAUCAACAGUAACCGUUAAACUGAACUCUUCAAACCGCCCUCAGUGACCUGCAGGAAACAAAAUAAAGGAUAAAAAAUGAACUUAAAGCUGCAUUAAGCAUUAUUUUUGAUAACUCAUGCCUGUUUUAGCUGCUUUUAGCACAUUGUUUUGGAUGGCUCAAGAUUUUAAUUGUUACAUACUAUCUGUUUCUCAUCAAAGUAUCAUUAAAUUUAAAUUAAUCUCAAAGUUUUUUUUAAUGUUUUACUGCUGCAGCACAUUUUACUAGUUGCCAACAUCAGCUUAAAGGUCCAGUGUGUAGAAUCUUAGCGCUGCAUUGCAAUCCCCUCACCUCAC
This is a messenger RNA of Larimichthys crocea (large yellow croaker), 2090 nucleotides long. It is a transcript of the gene tmem74b, whose product is annotated as transmembrane protein 74B. The coding region runs from base 203 to 1060 and encodes 285 amino acids. Lineage: Eukaryota; Metazoa; Chordata; Actinopteri; Sciaenidae. The transcript has 3 exons. The record is from RefSeq and is a predicted model, not a curated record.